CUAAACUCCAAAGUAUCCCUUUCAUCUUGCAAACCUUUUCCACAGACUCCCCUUCGCGUGGCAAUGUGGAGCAGCUGUAUGGCACUGCGUGGGCUCCAGAGGAUCGCCGUCGCUCCUUUGACCAUCACAAAGGCUGUAGCGAGUAAGGUGCAGAGGGAGAUGUCAACGCUGCCACGGGUUUAUGUCACCAGACAGAUCCCACCCGAGGGACUUAAAAUCCUCAAGGAAUCCGGACAGGUGCAGUUUGAGCUGUGGGACUCAGACGAUGUCCCCGUUCCCAGGAAGGAGCUGCUUCAGAAAAUCCGAGGUGUUGACGCUCUCCUCUGUGUGCUGACGGAAAAGAUUGAUGCCGAGUUGCUGGAUGCUGCAGGUCCGAACCUGAAGGUCAUCAGUACUAUGUCAGUGGGCUUUGAUCACCUGUCUUUGGAGGAGCUGAAGAAAAGAGGGAUCCGUGUGGGUUAUACUCCGGAUGUUUUGACAGAUGCUGUCGCUGAACUGACCGUAGCUCUGCUGCUCACAACCUCCAGGAGGCUCAUAGAGGCCACACAUGAAGCCAAGACUGGUGGCUGGGGCACAUGGAGGACGUUGUGGCUGUGUGGAUACGAGUUGGCCAACAGCACUGUGGGCAUCUUUGGUUUAGGAAGGAUCGGUGUAGCGAUUGCAGAACGUCUGGCACCUUUCAAAGUAAAAAAAUUCAUCUACACAGAUGUGGCUCCCAGGCCCGAGUUGGCCAAGAUUAUCAACGCAGAAUAUGUCUCUAUGGAUGAGCUGGCCAAGCAGUCAGACUUCCUGGCCGUGUGCUGCGCUCUAACUCCAGAGACAAAGGAGAUCUGCAACAAGGAUCUCUUCUCCAAGAUGAAAAAUACCUCAGUUUUCAUCAAUACGAGCAGAGGUGGGGUGGUGAGCCAGGAAGACCUGUACGAGGCUCUGUCCACUGGGCAAAUAGCAGCAGCUGGACUAGAUGUCACCGUUCCUGAGCCCCUACCCACCAACCACCCGCUCUUCACCCUCAAAAACUGCGUGAUUCUCCCGCACAUCGCCAGCGCAUCCUACACCACCCGUAACGCCAUGUCUGUUCUGGCAGCGAAUAACCUCCUCCUGGGCCUGCGGGGCAAGCCGAUGCUCAAAGGCCUGGCGCUUUGAAAAGAGACCCGGCUUCACUCUGAGAUUGGGACAUUUGGGCGGGACUUCAGUCUGCAGAUGUAAUGAGAAACCUGAACAUCUGGCACGUUUACUUCACGUGUCAUGGUUUCUUUUUACUCUCGACUCCUCGAUCUAUUGGGCUGUUUCAUGACCUUUCACAAAUAUAGUAAUUAUAAUAAUAAAAAAACAACCAGAAAACAGAAUUACAUAUUUUUUAAUUCAGUCUAUACAGUAACUGAACAUACUUUACAAUUUCCAUGGGCUUCAACAAUCAAGACACAAACAUUUAACCAUCUCAUGGUUUCACUACAAGUUAUGCAGAAAGAGAUGCACAGUUUUGGCAAAAGCCCAGCUUUUCAAGCUACAAGGCAUAAGGCAGUGAGUUUUCCAACCGAUGCAGACUUUUGUGAUGUUUUCGUUCAAAAGUCUGGGAUAGCAAAGUGAGGGGAAUUUUUCAGGAGGCUGACAAGAGUCAUCUUGAGCUCUGCAGCCGAACCGUCUCAGCUUUACCUCUGUACGUUGUGGAUACCAGAUCCAGCAGCGGGGGAUCGGCCAAAAAGACAAAGUGUCGACAUUUUCAACGAAUGCGUCAAAUAAAAAAAUUAAAAAAGGUCUUGUACUGUACAGUUUAACAGUGUUAUGACUCUACGAUAAGUUGCCAGCACUUUUUUAACAAUGACAGAUGUCACAACACAUCAAGCGAUUAACAUGUACAGAAAAGAAAAGAAAACAUUAAAAGGUGUUUUUUUUUUGUCUUUUUUUGUUUAAUUUAAGUUCACUAAAACAGAACUCUACAACACUGCAUUAACACUGUUUUCAGCUCAACUAUUAACCAAUGAAGUUGCUUUUAUUUACAUCCUGCAGGAGGUGAGGCAGGUUUAUUCAACGUAUAAUAGGAAUAUUGAGGUUUAUAAUCACUACUCCUCCGUUCAUUUCAAAUCUUCAACUAAAACGUAAUUACUUAAUUUACAAUCUGCCGGCAUUACGCUACACGUAGACGGCAACAUACGGAUUAAAAAAAGGCCAAA
Molecule: messenger RNA, 2171 nt
Organism: Cololabis saira (Pacific saury)
Lineage: Eukaryota; Metazoa; Chordata; Actinopteri; Beloniformes; Belonidae
Gene: grhprb
Product: glyoxylate reductase/hydroxypyruvate reductase b
Exons: 9
Coding region: 64-1143 (359 amino acids)
Cellular component (GO): cytosol
Molecular function (GO): hydroxypyruvate reductase [NAD(P)H] activity; NAD binding; glyoxylate reductase (NADPH) activity
Source: RefSeq, a predicted model, not a curated record